Messenger RNA from Dermacentor silvarum, 1819 nucleotides. RefSeq lists its product as uncharacterized. The record is from RefSeq and is a predicted model, not a curated record. The coding region runs from base 875 to 1210 and encodes 111 amino acids. NCBI's taxonomy places the organism in Eukaryota, Metazoa, Arthropoda, Arachnida, Ixodida, Ixodidae. The transcript has 4 exons.
GAGGUCCUGAUUUUUUCACUGGCAUCUGCAGGUGAUUCCGGAACUUGAACCUGGAUUUUGAUUGCGCACCGUGGAGAAAAGAUCUGCCUUCUAGCUACCAGCUUCAAAGCAGCUCAUCGAAUCGCAGAGUGAGUGAGCGAGGCUAACAGCCUCGCGGUGAGGGUGAAAUGUGUCCAAGGGACCGUUUGUCCAAAUAAACAUAAUUGAUGGGAGCUUGAGCAUUAUAUUGGCAAUAACUAAAAUUAGGUAAACACUCUAUUCCACAGUUAUCAGCAGUGCACAGUACUUCACAAUUCGGCCUAAGGUUCCUUGGACCAUCACCACAGCGGGUCGUGUCAGUGACGGAAACAUGAGGUGCUACGUUGCGUAUUAGUUAGAGGCUUAGCGGUCGUCCGGCAGAACUAGCAGAUAGGCUUUGCGCCUUAUGUUUGCGUUACGGACAUUGGCCUAUUCCGAAUGCACUUGCAACGAAGUCCCUUUAUCGUGUCAAGGAAUGCCCGUGCGCGAAAAGUGCUCUUGAACGAUGAAUUGAUCCUAGUUUCAAUGGCAUUCGGAAUUCUCGCCAACCACAUCGAGCUACACCGAAGAAAGGACGUUGCCUACGGACUGCGGCACAUCGUGCAUUCCGUCGCAGCAACGGUACUGUGGCUGACCGCUUUCCGACAAAUGUUAUAACGGUCGCUCACAACGGAGCUUUCGGCGCAUUGACUGUUUACUCGGCUGCCAUGUAUGAAAGCGAUACGACUUUUCUGCUCACUUUAUUAACAAGUUUUUCUAGCCUUUAAUUUUUGCAGAUUGGUUGGCCUGGCCUUAUUCCAAGUGCAGUUCCACUAAGGGCAUGACGGUGCUCUGCGAUUCUCGGAUAUAACCAGUCAUGGUCCUUAGCUGUACUUCGGUCGUCAGUCACUCCUGCCACCGCCAUUUUCCUUGGCUAGCACUUAGCAGAUGUCCGGACAGCUUGGAACCAGAGAAAGAUUGGCGACUGUGCACCUACGUGAAGAACUAUCCGAAAACUUCUUCAGUGAAGUGCCGAAUCUACUUCCCUGAGUUUGGAAUCACAUUAACUGUUCCAACAUUGUCAUCGGAUGGUCCAGUCCUGGAGCUUAUGGCUACUCUGGUGACGGAGCAACGCUGCUGCCACAGACGUUCUUCUGCUACAUCUCAGAUCAACUACCUGCCGUUUGCCUUUGUGUGGAUGGUUCCAGCGUGAACGAGGAAUACAACCGUGGAGUGUAGUACUGCUCUGGCCAUGAAGACGUGGUGUUGGCACCUCAUUGUCUUGCAGCGGCUGCUCAGGUGAACAUGUAACUAUAGUUAUAAUGAUUUGCUUUUACUAAGCUGCUUGUGCCCUUGGCAUCUGCAUAUCUACUGCAUAGAGUUUAAUUUUGUGUGGACGGCAACGUCGCGGGCAGCUUUUGAUUUUUGAACAUUUAUUUAUUUAUUUAUUUAUUUAUUUACAAUACCUUACAGGGCCCAGAGGCUAUUGAGUAAUGGGGACUAACAAGGAUAUUAUAAUAAAUGCAAAAGAUACCGGGCAAUAAGGGAGAGGGAAAGCAUUCCACACGGCUCGUACGAAAAAACAGCAACAAACAUAAGAGCAAAGUACACAAAACUAAACAAAAAAAAGAAAAGAAAGCAGGGGUUUACAAAACACAAUAGCCAAAAAGCGUGAUAUUAUAUACAAGACAAGCUUUAACGUUACAAUGUCACUUGAAAGUAUUUGCGCAGACGAUCAUGGAAUAACUGAUUGCUGCAUAUGGACGCAAUAUUAUCGGGAAGAUCAUUCCAACGAAUGAUGGUACGUGGAAGGCUUGAUGAA